UUCCUUUUCCGUGUAAACUUCAAAAUGGUGAACGUUCCAAAACAAAGACGCACCUUCUGCAAGGGCAAGAAAUGCAAAAAGCACACAAUACAUAAAGUUACUCAGUACAAAGCAGGAAAGGCUUCUUUGUAUGCCCAAGGUAAAAGACGUUAUGACAGAAAGCAGAGCGGUUAUGGUGGUCAGUCCAAGCCAGUUUUUAGAAAGAAGGCUAAAACUACCAGAAAAAUUGUCCUUCGUAUGGAGUGCACUGAAUGUAAAUAUAGGAAACAAUUACCAAUCAAGCGCUGCAAACACUUUGAGUUAAGAGGAGACAAGAAAAGAAAGGGACAGAUGGUUAUGUUUUAAGAUAAAUAAAAUCUGGACAAUUGAA
Physella acuta is the source of this 370-nucleotide messenger RNA. RefSeq lists its product as uncharacterized. Gene Ontology annotation, cellular component: ribosome. Gene Ontology annotation, biological process: translation. Lineage: Eukaryota; Metazoa; Mollusca; Gastropoda; Physidae. Gene Ontology annotation, molecular function: structural constituent of ribosome. The record is from RefSeq and is a predicted model, not a curated record.